Bacillus rossius redtenbacheri is the source of this 2030-nucleotide messenger RNA. It is a transcript of the gene MetRS-m, whose product is annotated as methionine--tRNA ligase, mitochondrial. Gene Ontology annotation, biological process: methionyl-tRNA aminoacylation. Gene Ontology annotation, molecular function: methionine-tRNA ligase activity; ATP binding. Bases 119 to 1756 code for a protein of 545 amino acids. NCBI's taxonomy places the organism in Eukaryota, Metazoa, Arthropoda, Insecta, Phasmatodea, Bacillidae. The transcript is spliced from 7 exons. The record is from RefSeq and is a predicted model, not a curated record.
ACUCAGUACCGAAUACAUACGGUUUGCUACAGCUUUAAUAUUCUCUAUGGAUAUUGUUUUAAAUAUCAGAAACAUAGAAAUUUGAAAACCCUCAUCCAAGUUAAACGAAAAGAGAAUUAUGUUUUGUGUUAAACAUAUUAUACGCACAAUUCCAACAAGAAAAUUUUUAUUAUAUCAGAAAAGAUACAAGUACUAUUUUGUAACGACACCAAUAUUUUAUGUAAAUGCUUCCCCACACAUUGGACACCUGUACAGUGCGCUCAUAGCGGACGCCAUGCACCGGUACCACAGACUGCUGGGCUGUGAGCAGACACUGUUUGCCACGGGGACAGACGAGCAUGGCACCAAGAUCCAGGAGGCCGCAUCCCGAGCCGGCUGCCACAUCCCGGACUAUUGCGACCAGAUUUCUCGCCAGUACCACGAGCUUUUCCACGCAUUUGAAGUGGAGUAUACUGACUUUGUGCGCACCACACAGCAGAGACACAAAACAGCUGUUCAUCAUUUUUGGGAAACCCUAAGGUCGAGGGGUCACAUAUACAAAGGCACGUACUCGGGCUGGUAUUGCGUGCCUGAGGAGUCGUUCCUGACGGAGGACCAGCUGAAGGAGGCGAGGGGUGACGAUGGGAAGCCGCGGAAGGUUUCGGCAGAGACUGGUCACCCUGUGGAGUGGAUGGAGGAGACCAACUACAUGUUCCGGCUCAGUGCUCUGCAGGGAGAGCUGCUCAGCUGGCUGAAGACAGAGCCGGUGCGGCCCGCCAGGUUCCAGCAGCAGCUGCUGGCCUGGGUGGGGGGCCCCAGCGCUCUGCGCGACGUGUCUGUGUCGCGGCCGUCGUCACGCGUCCACUGGGGCGUGCCCGUGCCCGGGGACCACGGCCAGACCGUGUACGUGUGGCUGGAUGCCCUCGUCAACUACCUCACCGCAGCCGGCUACCCCGGCGAGCCUCUUCCGGGACACUGGCCCCCCUCGCUGCAUGUCAUCGGCAAGGACAUUCUCAAGUUCCAUGGCAUAUACUGGCCAGCGUUCCUGAUAUCGGCGGGGUUGGAGCCACCCCAAGCCAUCCUCUGCCACUCCCACUGGACCGUGGAUGGGGAGAAGAUGUCCAAGUCUCGGGGCAACGUCAUCAACCCACUGGGCUGUGCUGAGGUGUUCACGGCGAGUGGCCUGCGUUACUUCCUGCUGCGCGAAGGCACACCACACAGUGACGCCAACUACAGCGAGACGAAGGUGAUGCGCGUGCUCAACUCAGAGCUGGCGGACACGCUGGGAAACCUGCUGAGCCGCUCGUGUGCGAGGGCCGUGAACCCCGCACAGGUGUUCCCCGGGUACGACACCAGCCUGCUGCCGUCCCUCUGCGGCUCCGAGGGCCAGCAACUCCUCGAGUCUCUCGCCCACUUGCCAGAUGCAGUGGCCAAACACUAUGAGGAGUGCGCAUUCUACAGAGGAGUGGAUGUGAUAAUGGGGACUUUGCGACUCGCCAACCGCCUGUUCGAGGUACAACGGCCUUGGGAGUUGGCAAAAUGUGGUGGUGAUAACGAGCGUCUGCGCUGCACGCUUCAUCUUGCGAUGGAGGCUCUGCGUGUCUGUGGGAUCGCUCUGCAGCCAGUGGCGCCCUCGCUGGCCGGUCGCGUACUCGACAAGUUGGGAGUGCCCGCAGAGCGUCGCUGCUGGGCAGACAUGCAGACCUGCGCUGACCAGGACGCUGCCAUCGGCAAGCAGCAGGUCAUCCUGUACCAGCGUGUCCUGUCCGGCAGAUAGUCAGCUGGGAGUGCUUGCUGAGUGUUGCUCAUAGUGGUCUCAGGGAAUAUCUCAGUCAUAAGAGGUAUGGCCAAGUUGUGGCAAAUGUGGAUACUUAGAACACUUUGCAUCAUGUUCAGGGGUCUUAAUGUUGCAUGGGUUUUCUGCCAUAGCUUGCAAGGCUGUUUAUUGUGCCCAAAGAACACUAUAGCCAAAUUUGGCCUCCACGAAACAUAUUGACACCUGCCCUUAAUAGCAUCGACUGAGUUACAGAAAAAUACAACUGUAUGCAAAA